Molecule: messenger RNA, 2556 nt
Organism: Condylostylus longicornis
Lineage: Eukaryota; Metazoa; Arthropoda; Insecta; Diptera; Dolichopodidae
Gene: tos
Product: exonuclease 1
Exons: 7
Coding region: 148-2112 (654 amino acids)
Biological process (GO): mismatch repair; DNA recombination
Cellular component (GO): nucleus
Molecular function (GO): 5'-flap endonuclease activity; 5'-3' DNA exonuclease activity; DNA binding
Source: RefSeq, a predicted model, not a curated record
AAUUAAAUGUCAUUGAAAGAUGAAUAUUUUGGCGGUUCUUAGAUGAUUUUUACUUGGGAUUAUAAGUAAAUAGAAGGAAGGUAAAGAUAUGAAAAAUUUGUGAAUGGUGAUUAAUAUAAAAUUUAAUAAUAUAUGUAUAUAUAAGAAAUGGGUAUUACAGGGCUAAUACCGUUUUUGGAAAAAGCUUCAACAAAAAUUAAUAUAAAGGAUUUAAAAGGAUGUACUGUAGCUAUUGAUACCUAUUGUUGGCUCCACAGAGGAGCAUAUGGAUGUGCCGAGAAGCUCAGUCGUGGUGAAAGCACGAACAUACAUAUUUUGUACUGUAUGAAAUUUGUAAAUAUGCUUUUGUCUCUAAAUAUUAAGCCAAUUAUGAUUUUCGAUGGUAGACAUUUACCCGCUAAGGCAUUGACAGAAAGCAGAAGACGUGAAAAUCGAAAUCAAGCCAAAAAACGAGCAGCAGAACUAUUAAGACUUGGACAAAUUGAUGAAGCAAAGGUUCAAAUGAGGCGUUGCAUUGAUAUUACACACGAUAUGGUAAUUGAGUUAAUGAAAGAAUGCCGUAAACGAAACGUAGAUUGCUUAGUUGCACCUUAUGAAGCAGAUGCCCAAUUAGCUUAUUUGAAUAGAAAAAACGUUGCUCAAUAUGUUAUAACCGAAGAUUCCGACUUAACCCUUUUUGGCGCCAGUAGAAUAAUUUUCAAGCUAGAUUUAACUGGUAACUGUUUAUUGGUUGAUGCAGAAAAGUUGCAUUUGGCAAUGGGAUGUAAACCAGAAAACUAUUCAUUCGAUAAAUUUCGUAAUAUGUGCAUAUUGUCUGGUUGUGAUUAUUUAGAUUCACUGCCCGGGAUAGGACUAGCGAAAGCGUGUAAGUUCGUUUUAAGAAUAGAUGAUAGCGACAUGGAAAGUGCUUUAAAAAAGCUCCCGCGACAUUUAAAUUUAAGAAAUUUAGUAGUAAGCGAGGAUUAUAUUAGUGAAUUCUUAAAAGCUGAAGCUACAUUUAAAUUUAUGUACGUAUAUGAUCCUUUUCAACGAAAAAUGGUUCGACUUAAUGAAAUACCGAAGGAUAUGAAAAAUUUUGAAGUAUUAUGUUCAAACGCAGGAUCUUUAUUAGAUGAUGAAAUAGCUUAUAAUUUAGCCCUGGGAAAUUUAAACCCAUUUACACUUGAUAAAGUAGAUGAUUGGCAGCCAAACUCUGGAUAUAAUUCCCAAGUUGCAGUUAAUGACUCAAAACACCAAACAUCAAAGUUAAAACAUCCAAGUAUUUGGGAUUUGAAUUUCAAACCACACAAUGUAAAAAGACAAACCAGCAUUAAUGCAUUCACCUUUAGAAAAAUUAAAUAUUCUUCCAUUGAUGAUUCAGGAGAACUAGGGGAUAAUAAUCAGGAUGAAUGCCACAUAGCAUCUUUGUAUUCCAUGCAUAGUCCGCCGCUAAAAAAAAGUAGAAGUUCUGAAUCUCCAGAUAAACUAGAAAAUUUUCCUAUUAUGAUACAAAGCAAUCGUAAUCCAUUUGCAAAGUCAUUAUCUCAUUCUUGCGAAGAAAACAAUGUAACUAACUCCUCUGAUCCCGAUACAUUACCAAGACUGCGUAAAUUAGAACGCUUAAGUAAAUUUGAGCGUACUGUGAUCAAUGACUCAAAAGAAAUUAAAAGUAGGUUUUUCACUUCAAAUGCUUUACUAGUACAAAAAUUAAAUAAAUCCGAAGAUAAUCAAGAAGAAAGUGGGUUUAGUCUAAUUGCUAAACAAUCCAGAAAAGAGGGAAUAUCUCCCGAAGAAGGGAACAGCAAUGAAAAUUUUGAAACAUUAGAUUUAGUAGAAGAUAAUUCUCACACUGAAGUUGACGAAAUUUCAAAAGAUUUUGAAAAAACUCAAAACAUGUAUGUUUCAAUGGAAGAAUUCGAGUUCAAUAACAAAAAAAUUGUCACCACUGACACGGAUAUUAUUGAAAUAUCAGAUUCAGAACUUGAUUUAAAAUCAAAGACUAAAAGAAUUAUUCCUCGAUUGGGACUGCCUCGAAAAAAAUCGACUAAUAAAAUGAAUGGAGUUGCGGACACUAAUUCACAAACACGUUUAAGUAUGUUUGGCUUUAAAAAGAAGGAACUCUUAAAAAGAUAAUUAAGCAACUGACAGUGAUAUGAAAAUAAUUUUUGUAUGUUGUAUAAUUUAAUUUAUUUAGCUUAUGGUUUUUGAAAUAUAUAUACAUAUGUACAUAUUUAUGCAUUAUAUGUUUAUAUUUAUGGUUUGUGCAUUAUAUGUACUUUAUAUACUCAAAAUUUUUAUACGUUCCAGGGCUCGAAGUUUCAAUUAUUCAAUAAAUUAAUUUUAGCUUGAAAGCAUUUAAUAGUUUUAAGAACUUGUAUUUAGUAAUUUGAUUAUAAUUUUUUGUAGUUUGAUCAGAAAUGUUUUUUGAUUUUUGUAAAUCUAAUCCUAAAGUACAUGAUGAAAAAUCUGCUAAAAAUAUUUUUAAUAUAUUAAAGUAACUUUAUGUAAAAAUAAAAAACCUAAUUUUAAAAGUUAAUUCAGUUUUUGGAAAAAUUUAAAAUAUCUUAUAAUAAAAAA